AAUAUUCAUUCAACAAUAAAACAUAACAAACUUAUAAAAACCUCAUCUUUAAAAGCUUAUCUUCCAGGAGCAAAGCAACAACAAUGGCUGCCCUCAGAAUCCAAAUCCAUCCCACAACCCACAAGACUCACUCUCACCAAAAAACAUACACCCCCUUAAUCUCUUGUUCAAUCCAACAGCCACCUCAAACCAACAUUAAGGUGGUCAUCAAUGGAGCCGCCAAAGAGAUUGGAAUGGCGGCUGUAUUAGCAGUUACAAAAUCUAGAGGUAUGGAACUUGCUGGAGCUGUUGACUCACAUCUUGUCGGUCAAGACAUCGGAAAGGUUUGUGGGAUGGAAGAAGCUCUAGAGAUACCUAUAAUUAACGAUCUGACGAUGGUUCUUGGUUCUAUAUCUCAGUCAAAAGCAACAUCAGUUGUAGUCGAUUUCACCGAUCCGUCUACAGUCUAUGACAAUGUCAAACAGGCAACGGCAUUUGGUAUGAACAGCGUGGUUUACGUACCACGAAUUAAGCCUGAAACGAUAGCAGCAUUAUCCGGCUUCUGUGAGAAAGCGAGCAUGGGCUGUUUGGUUGCACCAACGUUGUCGAUAGGAUCGAUACUACUCCAGCAAGCUGCAAUUUCGGCUUCUUUUCACUAUAACAAUGUCGAGAUUGUCGAAUCUAAAGCUAACACAGGAGCAUUUCCGUCGCAAGAUUCGGUGCAAAUCGCCAACAACCUCUCGAACCUCGGGCAGCUUUACAAUAGAGACGAUCUGGAAACAGAUCUUCCAGCAAGAGGGCAACGACUAGGAGAAGAUGGGAUUCGUGUGCAUAGUUUAGUUCUUCCCGGGCUUGUGUCUAGUACAUCGGUCCAUUUUUCGGGACCAGGAGAGGUGUACUCUAUCAAACAUGAUAUCACGAGUGUUGAGUGUCUCAUGCCCGGACUUAUUCUAGCGAUCAGAAAAGUUGUACGUCUAAAGAAUCUCGUUUACGGUUUAGAGAAGUUCUUGUAGUGAAGUUCCCAAUUUGAGACGUGUCGAUGAUGAUGAUAGCUAUUUGUUUCGCCUUUGGAUUACCGGAUCUGUUUAAAUGAAUGAGAGUUCUUUUUACCUUAUAAUACAACCGAUAUGUGUAUACCUUGCAUAACUAAUCUGAAUGUGCAUAACUAAUUUCAAUUGCCCGCAUGUUUUAGCAUCAAAAA
Messenger RNA from Helianthus annuus (common sunflower), 1180 nucleotides. Its product is annotated as dihydrodipicolinate reductase-like protein CRR1, chloroplastic. The coding region runs from base 84 to 992 and encodes 302 amino acids. Gene Ontology annotation, molecular function: 4-hydroxy-tetrahydrodipicolinate reductase activity. NCBI's taxonomy places the organism in Eukaryota, Viridiplantae, Streptophyta, Magnoliopsida, Asterales, Asteraceae. The record is from RefSeq and is a predicted model, not a curated record. Gene Ontology annotation, cellular component: chloroplast stroma. The transcript has 10 exons.